Molecule: messenger RNA, 3197 nt
Organism: Hypoxylon fragiforme
Lineage: Eukaryota; Fungi; Ascomycota; Sordariomycetes; Xylariales; Hypoxylaceae
Product: cora-domain-containing protein
Exons: 3
Coding region: 236-2731 (831 amino acids)
Biological process (GO): magnesium ion transmembrane transport; intracellular magnesium ion homeostasis
Cellular component (GO): plasma membrane
Molecular function (GO): magnesium ion transmembrane transporter activity
Source: RefSeq, a predicted model, not a curated record
CUUAUAUUGGUUGACAUCACCAUCUAGACUCUACUAGUUGAACUUAAACUUCGUGAAUUUCUAUCAAAGCUGUUCCACUACAAACAUACAUAGUACCAAUAGUCCCUUAAAGAAAUCAUAUUUUUUCUUUCCUUUUUUUCACCUUAGAAACUUAAGACUUGCUCUGUUUUUUAAAUAUACAGACCCUAACUAAUCCUCUCUUCUCAUUCUCUUACAAUAAUGAUUAUCCGUCGUUAUGGCUAGCCAUCAGUUUCCUACCCUCGAUCCCUCUCGUCCCGUUGGUGCCCCCUCAACAUCUUCUAACACGCCACGGUCUACAAGCCAAGCGCCUACAAGCCAAGCGCCGAAGAAAAAGCAUCGUGCUGGUCGAAAACAUAAAAAGUCGAGAAGAAAGUCCUUUGCCGUUCCACCCGGGGACAUACCAGGCGAGGGCUUACCGACCAGUAGUCAUGCCGGUAACAAAGAUGGCCUAUACAUGCAUAGGACGAAUCUGAGUAAUACGAGCAUGGAAAGCGAAGCGCUUCUUGACCACAGAGAGCACCAGUAUCCACGCGCCCGACGACCUUCCACCCUUACGGCCUCACUCCACAUGUCGCAAUCUACAAGUCGGCCACGUACAGUGCCAGGCGGGCGGGCUCUUGGGGACGAAGACGAAGACGAAGACGAAGAUGGCGAUGACGGUACAAAUGAAUCGGCGCCAUUGCUGUCUAGCUCAUCUCGGAUGGAGGGCGACUCGGCGCGAGGGUAUGGUGGCUCAAGCGAUGGACGGCGUAGAGUCGAUACAUCUGUCAGCCGCCCUGCAUCUACCAAAUCGGGCAAGAGGCCUCAGCUACCCCCCAUGACGCCAUCCGAGAGAUACAAUAUCAAUUAUCCGCCCUCGAUGCCCGGCUCUCCUACAUUAGGACCGUCCGAUCGGAUGGAUGUGGGCUUUGGGGAUGUUAUGAUGAGGGAUGAACUCGUGGAGAAUGCUUCUAGUCCUCAUAGCAUGCUCGAGACAGACCUUGAUCCACUACACGAACUCCCUUUCGAGAGGCGCCAUACGAUUGCGCUACAAGCACAGGAAGACGUUUGCUUUCCUCAAGAGGGGUUGUCCGAACUUGCCGAGGAGGAUGCCCAGCAAGCUCGUGAUAAUCCCAGCCGGACUCGGCGUCGAAGAAGGACUAAGUGGCCAGACUUGUCCAUCCUCGAAGAGUGGUCCAGACUGGAGAAGGAGGGCCGGAGUGAGGAAAGGCGCAUGAAGAAGAUUACAGAGCCACAGUUAGUGAAUGGUAGGCUGCGACCAGUCCACAAGGGCUGGUAUCGAAUAGAAGAGGAUGCUCCCUAUCGCUUCACUUACUUUAACGAGGAGUUCCAGAGCACCAUUCACAGCCAGAGUAUAUCCGAGCUUGUUCAGCCGGAGACCAAUUUCAAGGAGCUUUUUGUCCCGGAACCUCCACUCUUGUCAGAUUCGUCUGAUGAAUCGGACGAUGAACCCCUCGUUGGAGUAGCUAGCUCAGUGAGAAAUGGUGAUCCAAUGCCCAGAGGCUCGACUAGACAACAAUCAUUCACACCAAACAAUCCGGCAUUCGAACUGAGUCCAGGUACCACACCCAAGCUCACAGCUUCUAUGGGCCCUUCUAGAGACAAUUCGGGUGACCCAAGCCCGAUGCGGUCCAGAUCUCCCUUUCCCAGUAUCAAGUCACCGUUCACGAAUGGAGACAAGCAACCGCGAUACGGGGAGCGUCCAGUUUGGUGGUUAGACGUUCUGAGCCCUACCGAAGCAGAGAUGAAAGUGCUCUCGAAAGCCUUCGGAAUCCACCCCUUGACUUCUGAAGACAUCAUGCUCCAGGAACAGCGGGAGAAGGUUGAACUUUUCCGGCACUACUAUUUCGUCAACUACAGAUCUUUUGACCAGGAUGCUGAAUCAGAAAACCACCUAGAGCCGGUCAACAUGUAUGUCGUGGUGUUCCGCGAAGGUGUCAUCUCAUUUCACUUCAGUCAGACUCCACACCCGGCCAACGUUCGCCGUAGAAUCCGCCAGCUUAAGGACUUCAUGAUUCUCAGCUCCGAUUGGAUUAGCUAUGCGAUCAUUGAUGAUAUCACCGACGUCUACCUACCUCUCAUUCAGACCAUUGAGGACGAAGUAGAUGAUAUUGAUGACAGAAUCUUGCAGCUUCAUUCUUCCUCCGAUCCCUCCUCGUCGAGUAUCGAUGAGAGGAGGCAGAACGAAAAUGAGAAAGGUAAUUCUGCCGAAGGGGGUGCCAGUGGAGAUAUGCUGCGUCGUGUAGGUGAUUGUAGAAAGAAGGUGAUGAGUCUGUACCGAUUACUCGGGAACAAGGCCGACGUCAUCAAGGGGUUCGCGAAACGCUGCAACGAACACUGGGAGGUGGCACCACGAUCCGAGAUCGGGCUUUACCUUGGCGACAUCCAAGACCAUAUUGUGACUAUGACGGCUAACCUAAGUCACUACGAGUUGAUACUUGCCCGGUGCCAUGCCAACUACAUAGCGCAGAUCAACAUCAAAAUGAACGAGAGACAAGAACAAACGGCGGAUGUCCUCGGUAAGCUCACGGUGCUUGGUACCAUUGUCCUACCAAUGAACAUCAUCACGGGUCUCUGGGGCAUGAACGUAUGGGUGCCCGGACAGGAGUAUGAGGGCGACCUAAAGUGGUUUUUCGCAAUCACGGCAGGGCUGAUCUUCUUUGGGCUCGCCUGCUUCACCAUUGCAAAGAGAGUAUACAACAUUGUCUAAAGAGCGGAUGGCUUAGAGUCUUUGAAAGGGACAUGAUAUAGACGUUGCACAUGUCCCACGUUUGAUAACUUGGCAUUCACGUCACCAGUCGGUCCAUCAAGGUACUCACCCACCCAUAUUUUCAUUUCGUGGCUGCUUUGAGCAACCAACCAGACCCUCAAUAUUACAGGAAUUUAAUUUAGGUAUAUACCUACCUUACAUACAUACCUAUGUACAUACACAGCGGCAAAAGCUAUACACCAUGCCUUACAGAGUUUUAGAAUACGCAGCCGCAACGCAUUACUUUGUUUGGGUAUUGGAGGAAGGGUGGGAGGUGGUGUUUUUCGGGAUUGGAAAGCUGAUGCCCUUCACUGGAUGGGCGGGUGCUAUACAUAUAGCUCAAAAUUGCAUAUUGUUUCUUCUUUUAGGUAGACAAUGAUAUAGUAUAUACAAAUAGCGAAAUAUGGAUGCAUCAAUAACUGCAUAA